Messenger RNA from Saxophila tyrrhenica, 309 nucleotides. RefSeq names its product 40S ribosomal protein mrp10 (gene MRP10). The coding region runs from base 1 to 309 and encodes 102 amino acids. Gene Ontology annotation, biological process: mitochondrial translation. Gene Ontology annotation, molecular function: structural constituent of ribosome. The record is from RefSeq and is a predicted model, not a curated record. The transcript has 2 exons. Gene Ontology annotation, cellular component: mitochondrial small ribosomal subunit. Lineage: Eukaryota; Fungi; Ascomycota; Dothideomycetes; Mycosphaerellales; Extremaceae.
AUGGUCGCCGGCAAGACCUCCCCCCAGGCACUCGCCCGCGCCGCGACCUCUCCGAAACUUCCACCCCUCCCCAAACUCCGAGUGCGAAAGCCCGACCAAGCGGAACCCAACCCAUGUAUUGGCGUGAUGAGCAGUAUGCUCACCUGCUGGGCGUCUCAGGGACACUCGGCGCAGGGGUGCGCGGUGUUAGAACAGCAAUUGCGGGCGUGUAUGGACACGAAGAAACCGCACGUCAAGCAGAAGAGCAACAUCAAUUCGACGCUUUCGAGAUUCUAUCCGAAAAUCAUUGGGCCUCAUAAGCGGAAAUGA